ACUAAUACUUUCCAUCCAUUGCUAGCUUUUGGAUUCUGUGAGUACAAGGAGCCAGAAUCUACUCUCCGUGCACUCAGAUUAUUACAUGACCUGCAAAUUGGAGAGAAAAAGCUACUAGUUAAAGUUGAUGCAAAGACCAAGGCACAGCUGGAUGAAUGGAAAGCAAAGAAGAAAGCUUCUAAUGGGAAUGCAAGGCCAGAAACUGUCACUAACGACGAUGAAGAAGCCUUGGAUGAAGAAACAAAGAGGAGAGAUCAGAUGAUUAAAGGGGCCAUUGAAGUUUUAAUACGUGAAUAUUCCAGUGAGCUAAACGCCCCCUCACAGGAAUCUGAUUCUCACCCCAGGAAGAAGAAGAAGGAAAAGAAGGAGGACAUUUUCCGCAGAUUUCCAGUUGCUCCACUGAUCCCUUAUCCACUCAUCACUAAGGAGGAUAUAAAUGCUAUAGAAAUGGAAGAAGACAAAAGAGACCUGAUAUCUCGAGAGAUCAGCAAAUUCAGAGACACACAUAAGAAACUGGAAGAAGAGAAAGGCAAAAAGGAAAAAGAAAGACAGGAAAUUGAGAAAGAACGGAGAGAAAGAGAGAGGGAGCGUGAAAGGGAACGAGAAAGGCGAGAACGGGAACGAGAAAGGGAAAGAGAACGUGAACGAGAAAAGGAGAAGGAACGGGAGCGGGAACGAGAACGGGAUAGGGACCGUGACCGGACAAAAGAGAGAGACCGAGAUCGGGAUCGAGAGAGAGAUCGUGACCGGGAUCGAGAAAGGAGCUCAGACCGUAAUAAGGAUCGAAGUCGUUCAAGAGAAAAAAGUAGAGAUCGUGAAAGGGAACGAGAGCGGGAAAGAGAGAGAGAGAGAGAACGAGAGCGAGAACGAGAACGGGAGCGAGAGAGAGAGCGAGAGAGGGAACGGGAGCGAGAAAGAGAAAAAGACAAAAAACGGGACCGAGAAGAAGAUGAAGAAGAUGCAUAUGAACGACGAAAACUUGAAAGAAAACUCCGAGAGAAAGAAGCUGCUUAUCAAGAGCGCCUUAAGAAUUGGGAAAUUAGAGAACGAAAGAAAACCCGGGAAUAUGAGAAAGAAGCUGAAAGAGAAGAAGAAAGAAGAAGAGAAAUGGCCAAAGAAGCAAAACGACUAAAAGAAUUCUUAGAAGACUAUGAUGAUGAUAGAGAUGACCCCAAAUAUUACAGGAUGGAACAAGAGGCUGAGAGGCGCAGGCAGCCACAAAUAAAGCAAGAGCCAGAAUCAGAAGAGGAAGAAGAAGAAAAGCAAGAAAAAGAAGAAAAACGAGAAGAACCCAUGGAAGAGGAAGAAGAACCAGAGCAAAAGCCUUGUCUCAAACCUACUCUGAGGCCCAUCAGCUCUGCUCCGUCCGUUUCCUCUGCCAGUGGCAAUGCAACACCCAACACUCCUGGGGAUGAGUCUCCCUGUGGUAUUAUUAUUCCUCAUGAAAAUUCACCAGAUCAACAGCAACCUGAGGAGCAUAGGCCAAAAAUAGGAUUAAGUCUUAAACUGGGUGCUUCCAAUAGUCCUGGUCAGCCUAAUUCUGUGAAGAGAAAGAAACUACCUGUAGAUAGUGUCUUUAACAAAUUUGAGGAUGAAGACAGUGAUGACGUACCCCGAAAAAGGAAACUGGUCCCCUUGGAUUAUGGUGAAGAUGAUAAAAAUGCAGCCAAAGGCACCGUAAACACUGAAGAAAAGCGUAAACACAUUAAGAGUCUCAUUGAGAAAAUCCCUACAGCCAAACCUGAGCUCUUUGCUUAUCCACUGGAUUGGUCUAUUGUGGAUUCUGUGAGUAGGAAAUUAUAUUUCAUCAUGUUAUUGGGAGCAGUUGGAAUAUGCCAUAAAAAUUCAUUAGAAGAAAGAAAAUCUCGUUUGAUUCUAUUAAUAACAAAUAAGUAGGGAUGAUCAUCUUUAUACCAACUCAAUG
Molecule: messenger RNA, 1924 nt
Organism: Cebus imitator (Panamanian white-faced capuchin)
Lineage: Eukaryota; Metazoa; Chordata; Mammalia; Primates; Cebidae
Gene: RBM25
Product: RNA binding motif protein 25
Exons: 10
Biological process (GO): regulation of alternative mRNA splicing, via spliceosome
Cellular component (GO): spliceosomal complex
Molecular function (GO): mRNA binding
Source: RefSeq, a predicted model, not a curated record